Messenger RNA from Symbiodinium necroappetens, 2945 nucleotides. NCBI's taxonomy places the organism in Eukaryota, Dinophyceae, Suessiales, Symbiodiniaceae. The record is from the annotation of a GenBank genome assembly.
GGUUUCCGCUGUUGUCUGCCACCAAGGAACUGGUCGGCGUCAACAUUGGAGCUCUAGAGACCGAGAAUCGCUCGACCGCUGUGGCCGCGAAAGCUACGUCUAUUUUCCGCUAUUUCAUAUCCAGGCGUCGAGCGUUUUUCAGUAAGAGCCGAUUUGGAGUUGUUCCCCAAGGACUCGAGCCCCCCAAGGGCAAUAUGCCCCAUGGCCCCGCUUUCAACCAGCACUCUCGCAAGAGGGAAGAGGAUGACGACGAGGCCAAAUGGGAGGCUGACGAGGACGAGGAGGACGACGAUGAGGCUUAUGCUAGGAACGACGACGAAGAAAGGGAACUGCGUGAGAUUGACGAUGCCGACGACGAGGAUGCUGCAGCGGCUGAGCGGGAGAUCACGCAUGCCGACCUAGCUCCGACGUCGGAGUUUGCACAAGAGUUACCAGGCUUCGGCAUCUCGAAACGUACCACAUUUUCCGAUCGUCGCUCCAAAGUCCGCAAGCACGAUGGCUCAAGUCUUGGCCGAGCGCCUGUCGUGAAGGAGGUUCCUGCGCCUCCUGAUUACGAGAGGAAGAGUCGCCCUUUCAAGGUUGGGGAGAACGUGAAGGUUAAGCCAGAUUACCGGCCCAAGUACUGUGCGUGUUCUGUCAUGGCGACAGUUGGUGCCACGUGCGCUAUGUGCACGUACUUUUGGUCACACGCCGACAAGCUUGCUCAUGCUGUUUGCGGGACCUUGACAGAGGCUGAUUCGCUGUGCAAAGCCGAUGUGCGAACCGCCAUUUUGCGCGAUGUGCCCUUGACGGCAUUUGAGCGCGACAUGCAGGUUUUCAAGUCCAAGCCGGGCAACUUGUCUGAGGCGGUUUGUUUUGCCAAAGACAAGGCGGGCGACACUUUUCUCGUUGAGGCUGGCACCUGCUCCAAGCCCCGUUUCAGCCAGAAGAAGAAGAAAAACUCUGAGCUUUCUGAACCACAGAAGCUCAAGGACGCUUGCGCAAAGGUCGACAUUGAACUCAAUGCGCUUUUGCCGGACAGAAGUACCGAAGGACAGAUUUCCUCGCUGAAAGCGAAUGUGGCCAAGCGGCUCAAGGACCCUUUUAAGGGGACUAGGGCAGAGCUCGCCGCUACCGAACCGUUUUGCAGCUUGGAGGUCGACCCGGUAGAUCUGUCUGACGAGGCCGCGGUGAGGAAAGCGAUCUUGUGCGGGUUUGCCGACCUCAGGAUGGACAAGUCCGCUGGUUCUGACGGGCACCUUAACGGCGCCGUCACCAAAGGUGAGGCCCUCCUGGCCCACCGUGGCGACGUCGAAGAGGCUGCUCUUCGAAGGAUCAAGCGGUUAGUUUUGCUGGGUGACGCAGUCUCGCUCUUCACUGGCACUGAGCUUGUCGAGUUGGGCGUCAGGUCUCCUGUUUUCCCGUCGAUCAAAGAUGAAUUGACGGAGUUGCGCAAAUGUUUUGAGUUUGUCGAGGGGCGCAUUUAUUUGACGCCCGACGGGCGGCGCGUUCAACUGCAGCAUCCCCGGUGGCGCUCAAUUUUGGUUCAAUCCACGAUGACACCAGGAGGUAUUGCCACAGUCAUGUACAGUGAUGGCAGUAGGUUGGUGUGGGGUCUUCAGCGUCUUGACUGCGACUUUGGGGUGCGGCAGGUUUGGACGAGCUCGGGACAGGACAUAGUUAUCGGCUUCGCCGUGGCCCUCCUUGCUUGUUGUGGUGGGGUGGAUGAUGACGAGAUGGAUUGCGCCGAUGCUUUGUGGUCCGUCCGGGGUAUGGAUGACGAAUUUUCUCUGCCGGAGCUGAAUGCGGUUGCCCUUGUCCGGGCCUACUGGGAGCACCUGGAUAGGCUCUGUCAGGCAUGGGUGCUCACACAGCCGACGGAGGAGGACAUGGAAAUGGUGAAAGACAUCGAGAACAAGAACGAGUCGGAGGCCAAGUUCAAGCAGAUCUCGGAGGCCUACGACACCUUGCAUGACCCGGAGAAGCGCAAAACAUAUGACCACUUUGGAAAGCAAGUCACAGGCACCAAGACGACACACAUCAGCGCGGAGGAGCUAGACUUCCUCUUCGGCAGCUGGUACGCGGGUGUCCGGCUCGCAGCCUUUGUGGCUGCGCCCGCUGCGGCGAAAGCUCCUCGCACGCAGCUCCAGGCACGGGGAGGCGGCGAGUACGAUGUCAGUGACGCGGACAUCCAGGCCUUCUACUCCUCCCUGCUCACCGGCAGUGGAGGUGACCCCCCAAAGGGGACGGUGCUCUCUGAGCUCGUGGUGAAGUUCUUCCACGGCGAAUUCACGCCCCAAGGCUUCAAGCGCUACUCCGGGCUUUGGAAAGGCCCGCCCCCAGGCAGCAUCGGCAAAAAGGACAUCGCUGUGGGCGUCCAGGGCCUCAAAGCUCAAAUGGCGAACCCAAUGUUCGUAACCAAGGGUGGUGUUGGCUAUGGCGUGGAUGAGACACAAAAGGUCGUCGAUGACGGAAAGGGAUGGGUGUGGCUGGCAGCUGAGAUGAGCCCUGGAGGUCUCGCCCUUGAACUCUUCAAGUCCGUUCCUUACGGCAAGCGCGCCCUCCUUGUCGCGAAGCAGAGCAACGUCGACGAGCUCUUCAACGCAGUGAAUUGGGACACUGCACUGGCCAACGUUGAGAAAACUUUCGGCGGGCCUCAGAUCAAGCAACGCUGCAAACCGGGCAGCCGGCUGCCCGGUUGCAGCGACAAGCUCUUCGGUGGGCUGGGUAAGGACCUGGACCUCGAGAAGCUCUUCCGUGCUGUCAACACCGACGAGGGGUGCCAGCGCAAGCGCCAGCGCAAGACCUCGCCGACACCUUUUACGCUUCCUCGUGGAAAGAUGGUGACCGUGCAUGGACUGGUUGAGGCAAUCGGGCACAACGGGAAGAAGGCGCAGGUGCAAGGCUACGAUGCGGCGAAAGGCCGAUACGACGUGAAGAUGCGGGGCGAUGGCCCGGUAAUCUGU